AUGGGCCGGAAAAGCCAAAUGAUUGACACCUCACAGACAGACAGCGAGAGCAGAGGUGAAAGAGGGGGUGAAGAGAGCGACAACAAAGAACGGAAGCGACACCAGGUGAUUCGGAGCGGGCGUGGACAGUUGAACCAGAGAACGACUGGAGGUGUAAAGUUCAGUUCUCAAUCUCCUGCACCAGACUUGACAAGCCGAGCGGUCGACUCAGAAGUCCAGCUUGGUGGGCGUAAGUCACCUGGUCAUCGGCCCCGUCAGCAGGGUGCAGUCGACAUCGAAGAAAUCGUCGCACCACCACAACGGGCGUCACACCGACCCGCUGAUUGGGCCUCGCCCACAGGGCUGGCCAAGUGA
Penicillium oxalicum is the source of this 354-nucleotide messenger RNA. RefSeq lists its product as uncharacterized. The record is from RefSeq and is a predicted model, not a curated record. NCBI's taxonomy places the organism in Eukaryota, Fungi, Ascomycota, Eurotiomycetes, Eurotiales, Aspergillaceae. The coding region runs from base 1 to 354 and encodes 117 amino acids. The transcript has a single exon.